AUGGAAGCUACCAUAUCUGUAGUCACAGGUGAACUAGUGAGCCGUUUCAUCUCCUUCCCGAAGAACCAGUACUACUCAUCUUUGAGCGAUGCACAAUCAGAGGAGAAGGUGGUGAGGAGAUUGCAGCACCUCCUGAUGAGAGUCAGCAUCAUCAUCGAGGAGGCAGAUGCACGGUACAUAACAAAUUAUGGGAUGUUGUUGCAGCUAAAGAUGCUCUCGGAGGCCAUGUACAAAGGGUACCGCGUGCUGGACACCUUGAGGUAUCAAAACCUCCAAGACAGUGCAGACACUAACGAGGUUAGCAUCGAUGACCCAUCAAGCAGCAUCUUGUAUAUAUCCAUUCCUUUCAAGCGUUCUCGAAAAAAAAUUGAGAAGCAUGACAUGGCCAUGCACCUCGAGUCAGAUGGUGCCUUGGAAAGCUUAGAACUUGCUGUUGCUAACAUGGCAGAAUUUGUUGUCCUUCUGAGUGGAUGUGAGCGCAUGUCUCGUAGGCCAUAUGAUGUUUAUCUUUACACCAACAACUUCAUGUUUAGCCGACAUGCUGAAAAGCAAAAACUAUUGAGCUUCUUGUUGGAGCACAACAAUCCUCCUGGUGAUCAUGCACCGACAGUUCUUCCAAUCAUAGGUGGUUUCGGAGUUGGAAAGAAAACAUUGGUUGCUCAUGUGUGUGCAGAUGAAAGGGUUCGCUCACGCUUCUCCUCUACAUUGCACUUGAAUGGAGACAACCUCUUGACGAUACUGGACCAUGGAGGGGCCAUGUUUGACAUGAUGUUGGUAGUUAUAGAGUUUGCUUCUGAUAUAAGUGACGACGAAUGGAAAAAGUUUCACUUGUUUCUCGUAAGAAUGAGUAGAGGAAGCAAGAUCAUCAUCGUAAGUAAACUGAAAAGAUUAGCCCGUUUUGGAUCAGUGCAACCUAUUUUCCUAAGUGUUUUGUCUUAUGAUGAGUUGAGGUAUCUUUUUAAGACCCUAGCAUUCGGGAGUGUAGACCCUGCAGAACAUCCACAACUAGUAUAA
Messenger RNA from Triticum turgidum subsp. durum (durum wheat), 1014 nucleotides. Lineage: Eukaryota; Viridiplantae; Streptophyta; Magnoliopsida; Poales; Poaceae. The record is from the annotation of a GenBank genome assembly.